GUAGGAAACUUCCCGGUGUUGGCAUGUGUUGUUUCAAAAGGACAGUUUUUUUUUGUUGGGAAAAACCUAUUUACUGAUGACCGCCUCUCGAAUUAUCGAUCUAACUUGAAAUUAUUCCUACUGCACCAAAAACGUCAAGGCAAAAUUUUCUUAAUCGUUUCAUUUAUUUACUGUAGCUUCUUGUCCCUAAAACUAUCACAUUCUCAUCUCUCCAAUGGCGAGCUCUUCCAUUCGCAGACUCUCCCAUCACCCAUGUCGCCUCCGCUUUACCCACUUCUUCUCUUCUUCUUCUUCACCUCGCCGUGUAGUUGUCACUGGCAUGGGCAUGGUGAGUCCACUAGGACGCGGCGUCGAAACGACAUGGAAGCGUCUAAUUGGUGGGGAAUGUGGGAUUAGGGCAUUGUCUCCGGACGAUCUCAGGAUGAACUCGUUUGAUGAGGAGACGAAGUUGUAUACUUUCGAUCAGCUGUCCUCUAAAGUUGCAGCCUUUGUGCCUUGUGGGUCAAAAACAGAUGAAUUCGAUGAAGGGUUCUGGCUAAACUCAAAGGAGCAUCGUUCGACUGCAAAGUUUAUUGGGUAUGCUUUAUGUGCGGCCGAGGAAGCUUUAAGAGAUGCGGAAUGGUUCCCAACUGAGCAGGAAGAAAAGGAGAAAACAGGAGUCUCUGUUGGUGGAGGAAUUGGGAGUAUAAGUGAUGUAGUGGAUGCUGCUCAAUUGAUUUGUGAAAAGAGGCUGAGACGACUUAGCCCGUAUUUCAUUCCGAGAAUAUUGGUGAACAUGGCAUCAGGUCAUGUGAGCAUGAAGUAUGGUUUCCAGGGCCCAAACCAUGCUGCUGUGACAGCUUGUGCUACUGGUGCACAUUCUAUAGGCGAUGCCGCAAGGAUGAUUCAGUUUGGAGAUGCAGAUGUCAUGGUGGCCGGUGGGACUGAGUCCAGCAUUGAUGCUUUAUCCAUUGCAGGAUUCUGCAGGUUAAGGGCUCUGACAACUAAGUACAAUUCUUCCCCUCAAGAAGCUUCACGGCCUUUUGAUUGUGACCGAGAUGGUUUUGUGAUAGGGGAGGGUUCGGGCAUUUUAGUAUUAGAGGAGUUUGAGCAUGCAAAAAGACGUGGUGCAAAAAUUUAUGCCGAGCUUUGUGGCUACGGAAUGUCAGGUGAUGCACAUCAUAUUACUCAACCUUCUGAAGAUGGAAAGGGAGCCAUUUUAGCUAUGACUCGGGCUUUAAAACAGUCUGGUUUGCGACCAAGCCAGGUUGAUUACAUAAACGCACAUGCAACAUCCACCCCACUUGGAGAUGCAGUGGAAGCCAAAGCUAUCUUAACCCUUUUCUCUGAACAUGCUACUUCAGGCACCUUGGCCUUCUCUUCCACAAAGGGAGCUACCGGGCAUCUUCUUGGAGCAGCUGGAGCUGUUGAGGCCAUUUUCAGCAUCCUGGCCUUGCAUUAUGGUGUUGCUCCUCCGACGCUGAACGUGAAGAAGCCUGAUCCCUUGUUCGACGGGGCUUUCAUGCCAUUAACCGCUUCAAGAGAGAUGCCCAUUAAGACAUCCAUGUCAAACUCUUUCGGCUUUGGAGGGACAAAUGCUUCUCUACUCUUCACUUCUGUCUAGAAGUUUGCAAACACACUGAGGUCAUUGCAGGCUUGAAUUGUUUUCAUGGCGAAAAUUUUGAUCUAAUAUUUCUUCUGUUCCAUCAAACUACACUCAACACCGAAACACCGACACCGUGGAUUGCAACAAAAUUGUAGCUUUGCGAAAUUUUCCUGCCAUUGAGAAGAGAAACAUGAUUAUAUAUACACUGCAAGAGCCAAACUCUGGUGCUGGGUAAUCUAAUAUGUUUGUUGAUCAGGAAGAACAGAUGAUGAUCCUCCGACAGCAAAAAGUGUCAGAUGUUAGCUUUGUUGUAAGAGUGAGAACAUGAACUAUGAUCAGACAAAUCAGCUUGACAUGUUCCACAAGCUGCAAAUCUGUAUACACAAACUUUAUAUGCUGUUCCUGUCUUCC
Tarenaya hassleriana is the source of this 1996-nucleotide messenger RNA. Its product is annotated as 3-oxoacyl-[acyl-carrier-protein] synthase, mitochondrial. The transcript is spliced from 14 exons. Gene Ontology annotation, biological process: fatty acid biosynthetic process. NCBI's taxonomy places the organism in Eukaryota, Viridiplantae, Streptophyta, Magnoliopsida, Brassicales, Cleomaceae. Bases 215 to 1603 code for a protein of 462 amino acids. The record is from RefSeq and is a predicted model, not a curated record. Gene Ontology annotation, molecular function: 3-oxoacyl-[acyl-carrier-protein] synthase activity.